AUGGCCACUUCAAGUUCUUCUCUUCUGUCAAAUUACACGACAAUAAAAGUCGUAAAGAAGACGGGUGGCGUCGUUUUAGAUUGGUAUGCGAUUGAAAUUGGAGGGGAAGAUAUCACCUUUCUACAACUGUAUGAAAGGCUUGCGACAGCCAGCGAUUAUCGCCCGGAAAAUUUUAAUGACAUUCUCUCCAAAGCAGCACAUGCAAGGUUUUUCUGUAGCGAAAGCAGGGUCGACAAGGGCGUCGAAGUAUUCGGUGGACUUAAGGUCGGACAGGCCACCCGACAGUUUGGCUGCUUCGUGCGAGUUGAAGUUGACAAAGCGGCAACGACCGAGGCAGGCAGUCCCCCUCCAAAGUCGGCUUUUCAGGUGAUGAUGAUGGCAGCCAAGGACCUAGCCCAACAACAGAUGAUGUAUCCCGACUAUGCUGGAAGUAUUGGUGAGAGUGCUGCUGCAAAUGGCAAGAUUCUCCUCUAUAACCACAUUGUGGACAUAUUGAAAGGACAGGACUUCAGGUUUGAGAGGAACAAAGCAAAUGAGAAUUCAAGCAAAGAAGUCCUUGUUGCACUCAGAAAUGCUGUAUGGUAUGUUCUCCCACAUCUCAAAACACUGGCAGAAAGAUCUGUGUAUCUACCAGAGGACUUGUGCUCCUUGUACGACAAGACAACUUUCUCACAGAAGUAUAACAACCCUGCACAACAUCGCCAUAUUCUGCAACCAUUGUCCAGAAGUGAGCUAGAAAAACAUACACAGGAACUGUUCAAAAUGGCAUCACUACCCUUGCUGCAUAAACCCAAGCUCUCAAAAGUGAAAGACAUUAUCAUCCAACUGGGACAAGGAUUACACAGGUACAGUGAUCACCUACAAGUAUCUAACAGAAAAGUACAGGAGCAGCGUAAACAGAUGUUCCCAGUCAGAAGUGUAGGAGACAAUGCAGAACUGAGGGGGGUUGAGGCAAAAGUGCGGAGUGACACAAAACUAAUCAGUAGAUAUGCAGACUUGGAGAGCCACCUUGCAAAGAUUGCAGACUAUGAUAUAUGCUUACUGGAUGAGUUUGCACCCUUAGACUACAGAAAGAGAUACAUCUACAUCAGUGAACUGAUACUACCCAUGAGUGUUGAAGUAUACACAUACAAGAUAGGCAAUAACCAGGGGUCACUGCACUUCUUAUGGAAGGUCCCAGCCAGGCAUGAGGACAGAGACUUGAACACAACAAACAAACUAAUCCACCAAAUUGAGAAAGAUAUUCCUGUAUAUCAUACAAGGGAAAUGCGUAAGAGGUUUAGAGAGAGAUUUUCAUUGGUAUCCAAUGCAAAGCCAGUAUUGCUUAAUGAGAUGUACCAGUUCCUGACAAAUGAUUCAACUGCAGAAGAAUGCACAACCAGUAAAGAGGUCAGACAGCGAUUGAAAUUUCUACUAGAUGUACAAGAUCCUGACCUUGUUGUGGACUUGAGAUCCAUGAAUGAAGGACGUAAGGAGAAAUAUCAACACUUCUGGGAUGAAGCUACAAAGAUGAUAGAGGAAAAGCAACUGGCAACUGUAGAUGAUAGGCGGCAUGGUCAAGUUUGCCACAUGGCCCUAGCAAUGUCUGUGCCAGACUUCAUCAAUCAAGUGAGUGCAAGACUUCCAGCAGGAUCAGAGAUACCAAGUGCUUCAUGGGUGAGUCUACAGUUUUGGCCAAAAAAUCCAUUUGUAGACCGUGCAGUUCGGUACACAGGUCGGCUCAAUGUAAAAUACAUGGUACAGAGCCGACAGCUUAACCAUGACCAUGUUGAUGCCCACUAUGUAGCUGCCAUCUUCAAGUAUCUCAAGUCAUUCUCAGUCAUGUUCAAGGAGUACACAGCAUUAGUCUUUUUGGAUGACAAGCACGGCAUUAAAGUUGGUGAACCCGGAUAUCCUGUGGCAGCAGUUGAUAGAGGUAAAUCUGUGCUUGUAGCAAGAGACAAUGUGUUUGCUGUUGCAGACCACGACUUUACUAAACUCAAGAUUACACCGAGUGUUACACUGGUCUGUGAUAUCCCAGAGAGUGUCAGUGACUCCUUUUACCGGGACACCAAACAGAGCUUUACGAGGUACUCAACCAAGCAGGCAAGCUGGGACUGCCAAUAUUGUGCCUGUACAGGGAUGGCGGACCAGACCACCGACUGA
Molecule: messenger RNA, 2145 nt
Organism: Lingula anatina
Lineage: Eukaryota; Metazoa; Brachiopoda; Lingulata; Lingulida; Lingulidae
Source: RefSeq, a predicted model, not a curated record